Molecule: messenger RNA, 2506 nt
Organism: Paraphaeosphaeria sporulosa
Lineage: Eukaryota; Fungi; Ascomycota; Dothideomycetes; Pleosporales; Didymosphaeriaceae
Exons: 3
Coding region: 239-2059 (606 amino acids)
Source: RefSeq, a predicted model, not a curated record
GACUAGGCUAUGCGAUUUCGAUUGGUUUGCUUUUCCGUUUCAUGUGCGUCGUGGGCGCACUGCCGUCAUCCAUUGAACUCACGCUAGAGCUAUUCAUGGUUCUAAGGCAAGGUUGAGCCGUUUCCGGCCCCACCCCAUGUGAGAACAGCUGGGCUGGAUGUCUGAUAUAUGUCCCAACCUCCCUGAUCUUUGCAUUGAUCCUUUUGCCUAGUCAUCAUACCGAAAGCACUUGCUGAACAUGUCUUCCACAGGUGGUCCAGGACAAGCUGGUCCACCACAAUCUGCGCCGUAUGCACCUCGAUACAUCGGCCUGGGCGGCAGGCCAGCAAUAAUCCCAGAUAUACCGAUAACGUCGGCCUUUCUCGUUUUCUAUCUCAUCUUCGCCGUGAUCCACAUAAAGAUUAUGAAAUACAACAAGCAUCGGGGGCAUAAGUUCAUCUUCAAUGGAGCGUUAUUCGGGUUCUGCAAAGUGCGAUUGAUUACCAUGUCCUUGAGAAUAGCCUGGGCAUGCUACCCAACGAAUGUCAGCCUCGGAAUCGCAGCGCAAGUCUUUGUCUACGUCGGAACGAUCAUUCUCUAUCUCUGCAACUGGUUCUUUGUCCAACGCGUUAUCCGAGCCCAGCAUCCGCACAUUGGAUGGUCAACUCCGUACCGAAUUUUCCACCGGGGCGGUAUGAUAGCACUCAUCCUUGCUUUGUUAAUGAUCAUCGUGGCCUCUAUACAGCAAUUCUUCACUCUGGACUUUACUAUACUUCGAGUCGACCGGGACUUGCAACUUGCGGCAUUCACAUUCUUCGGAGCCUUUACCCUCGCACCAUUGUUUAUGUUGCUUGUAUCCUUCGUCAUACCCCGCGAAGCAACAGAGAAGUUUGGUGCUGGUCGUCUGAGGAACGCUAUUGGUGUACUCUUCAUCGGAAGUUUCAUCUUGGCGCUCGGCCAGUGUUUCCGUACUAUCACCGGGUGGCUUCCAGAGGUGCCGUUGCGCAAUGAUCAAGGUCAGCCCAACGCAGUCCCGUGGUACUUCUCCAAGGCCUGCUUUUACGUAUUCAACUUCUUGACCGAGCUGUUGGUCGUAAUCUUCUACGCUGUCAUGCGCGUCGAUCUUCGCUUCUACGUUCCCGAUGGAGCCAAAAAGCCAGGAGACUACCGAGCAUACCGCCAAAGCCAGUUCAAUGUGGACGUGAUUGGCAAUGAGAAGAGGCUCAAGCGCCAAUCUGGGCCCGCCGCAAGCGUCAAUACGGUUGCCUCAAAUGAGACCCUCCAUGAGUACGAUGCUUCCAUCUUUGAAGAUACACGCACUUUAGCCGACUCACUCCGUUUCCAGUCAUCUGUAAUGGAAAUCGAUGACAAGACUGGCAACUGGAAAGUCAAGCGCCCGUCGAUGUCAAACAACGGCUCAAUCAGAAGCAGCUCACGACCUUCAAGCAGGUCACAAUCCUCGCUGUGGGAUCCCACCCGAGCAACCCUCCUGAGCGAGCUGGCGCCACCGGUCCCAUUGCUACCCCAAUCCGCGGACUGGCCUCUGCGCGGAUCUCGAAUGCCCCUUGGCCAGCACCCAGUCAAACAGCAACGAGUCCGUUCAAGCAGUUCACCUAACCAAUCCUCUCAUCUGAUCUAUGCGAAUUUUGCGAGCACCCCGGACAUUGAGAAGAGCGAUGCCAUCGACAUGGCCUCCAGAAAACUCGAGGGAAACGCACCGCCGGACUAUAGUUUUGUGGUCCUCCCAGCACCGAUGCCGACAUACCAUCCUAGCUUUGACGUGCCCCAAAAGCAUACUUACGCACCCGCUUCUUCGACUCCGGACAUUCUCAGCAAGAGGGACUACACGCCUACCCCUUUCACCCUAGCCGCGUUCGAUCUGCCUGCGAAAAAGGACUGCUCUGCGCCCGUUGCGGAUGCGUUGCCGCAGGGGCAGACGUCCUCGACAUACAGCGAGGCCAACAAAACGAGCAUCAAUACCGAGGCGGCAGAGAGUGAGUUUGUGCGCUUCAGCUUCGAGGCAUCGCCGAGGAACCGCAGUUUUGAGGACGAGCGGAAGGCGCCGCGAAGGUUUCUAUGACGGCUAAACAUUUAUUCUUUUGUCACGUGAGCGUUGGCAUUUGGCGUUUUUCUCAUCAUGCCGCUGGCACCCUUUGCAUGUGUAUAUACAUAACUGGUACCAUAAGGAGGUUGAGAUAGGAUAGUAAUUCUUCUAGACUCGACUUGAUCACUGCGGCGACGACCAUCCCUCCGUGCUCACUCACACGGCCAUGUUCAUCAAUCCAGUCUCCGGAAGCCCAUCCACACUCUCUCGAAUCCAAACACGGGGUUCUUGAGAUUCUUCGCAGCUUCCCAGCGUUGCCCCGGCACCAGCAGCUGCAUGGCCCCCUCACCCACAGCCCACCCGAGAAUAGCCCAGUAGCGUACCGAGCCCCUACCCCUCUUGUUCACAGUCCGCGCGCCUAGCGUACCGUGCCCGAGCGUCAGGCUGGCAACACCAAGGCGAGGGGCUGUGGCAGUAGCGGUG